Molecule: messenger RNA, 2218 nt
Organism: Chlamydomonas reinhardtii
Lineage: Eukaryota; Viridiplantae; Chlorophyta; Chlorophyceae; Chlamydomonadales; Chlamydomonadaceae
Exons: 9
Coding region: 541-1626 (361 amino acids)
Source: RefSeq, a predicted model, not a curated record
CCCUACCUUUCCAAGGAUGCCCUGCUUUCAAGGUUUCUAUGCAAGGCCUUGCUUGACGUCUUGAACUUACAAAAUGACGCAAGCUUCCCUUGAUUCAUAUUCAUCAUCAUGAUAACCUUUUCAAAAGACCACUGUUAUUUCUUCACUGCCUGUGUUUUGUUGAUAAGUCUGCGCUUAUCGCGGUCUGCUCAGGCCAGCGACGCGCAGCACACGCUCGCUCACAGUCAUACCGAUGUGGUCAACUUUCAUCAACAUAGGUAUACGCAGCGGCAUGACAAAGGGUCAGUCGGCUCGGCGGUGGUGCCGGCUGGGGCCCAUUCCGCCCGCGCCGUGCACGCAGCUGCUGCCAGUAAACCCGGCGGCGUAGCGCACCAUCACCGAACGCUCCAACAGGCAGCAGCGGCGGCUGGUGACGUGGUGGAAGCGGCGGGGGGCCUAGGGACCGCCUCAGGAGAGGUGGCUUCCACGCUGCCUGCGCUACCUGUGCCCCAGCGCUGCCUGUUUAUCCUGGGCACCGGUCGCUCCGGAAGCACGCAGCUUAUGGAUGCAGUCAACCAGCUGCCGCGCUACUUGGUCCGUGGCGAGCAGGGCGGCGCCUUCCAUCACCUGUGGCUGGCGGCCAGGCAGCUGCAGACGGGUCUGCGCAAGAGCCGUGACUACAGCAGUGCAGUGGCGCGGCUAGCGGCGAAAUGGCAGCAACAGGGGCAGGCGCAGGAGCAGGGGCAGGGGCAGGCGCAGGAGCAGGCGCACCAACAGGGGCGGGAGCAGGGGAAACAGGAGGGGAGGCGGAGACGCGUGCACAUUCGUCACCGCCAGCUUCAGGAGGCCUUUGGGGAGAGCGGGAGAGGGAGCGGGCGUGGGCGGCUAGUAGGCGAAGAAGCAGGAGCAGGAGAGGGCGGCGGUGGAGUAACCGCUUUAGUGCCAGCGGGUUGGGAUGAGAGCCGACUGGACUUCGGCACCGUCAAGGCCAUAUACGACCGACACGCGCCGCUGAAGAAGCUGCCCUGGUUCAACGACUUCCACCCCAAGCGGCUGGCCGACGCCGCCCGCGCCUUCUACGCCACCCUGUACCACUACCACCUGCCAGGGCAGCGGGGGCAGCGGGGGCAGCAGGAGCUGGUGUCGGGGUUCAAGGAGAUCCGCUUCGUGUCGGGCCGCUGCUUCCCGCCCGGCUCGCCCUACUCGGACUUCGCAGCCUUCAUGGCGUUCCUGCGAUCCCUGUGCGUCGACGUCAAGUUCCUUCUCAACAGCCGGGCGGCGGCGGACUUGGAGGCCAACACCAAGCUGGCGGGCAUGCUGCGGAGAUUUGGCCACAACGUGACUGCGGAUCAGCUGCAGUUGGACCUGCUCACCACACACGACUGGUACGACCGCUACGUAGCGGAGCACCCCGAUCACGCGCUGCGUGUGCUGAUGGAACACAUGUUCAGCCCACAGGAGAGCCCGGCGCUGUCGGAGCGGAUACUGAGGUUUCUGGGCGAGGACCCAAACCAGCUGCCCCCGCUGCGAUUCGACCGCAUGCCCUCCUGGGGCGCUCGGACCAAGGAAUCGCGCGGGCAGGAGGGGGGGAGGGAGGGAGACGGCGAGGAAGAGGAGGAAGGGGAAGGGGAAAGAAGGAGGGCGUAGGUCGCAGGUGGUGGACGUGUGAUGGGACAGGGUUCAGGUCGCAGGUGGUGGACAGUCGAAGUCGCUUGGCAGCUGAACAGCCGAGGCAGGACUGCGAGAGGCGGUGACGGCGCAGGUGGAGUUCAGGGCGAGGGCCGACAAGGAGGGGCCAGGCGGUCAGACAGGCUUGGUGAGCUGGCUACAGACAAUUGAAGUCGGCCCCUCCUGAGUCGCCGCGCUCCAGGGGCUCAGCCCCAAAACCUUUGUAGAAGGUACCUUCUGGCAGGACCCUUCGCUCCAAGCUUUGCCCCACCAUGACAUGUUUUCUUGGAGGUCCCAGAGGCCUUAUAACGCUCGUCUGGUUGGAUUGCACGCCGCCGCGCACGUUUGGCAAUUGGCACGUCUCCUGCUUGCGGAAUGCCAUAACCAAGGGGAUCUGCAGGCAGGGGGCGGGUUUGGAGGGGUAGGAGGGGUUGGAAGAUAGGCCGGGAAACAGCAGCGGAUGGGCAGGAGCUUGGACGCAUUGGCGCAGCCGAGGCACGCGCUGUCUGCGCGUGAUCCAGUAUGGCUGUUGGCCCAAGGCAGGAGGUUCCGCAGACACAGAGACACUCAC